GCUGGAGCCGGGCAGCCCGUGCGCUGACACUGGAGCAGGUUGCCCGACGGUCGCUCCUCCCGUGCUGGAUGUCGGACCGAGCCGUCAGUAAGCCACAGCCAACACUUCGCCACCCGAGGAGGAGGUUACUUUUUUCUGGGCAGGGAGCUACCCCUUUCCCCCUUAACCAUGGCUUCCAACUUCAACGACAUAGUGAAACAGGGAUACGUGAGGAUACGGAGUAAGAAACUGGGGAUCUUCCGAAGGUGUUGGCUGGUGUUCAAGAAGGCCUCAAGUAAAGGGCCCCGGCGGUUAGAGAAGUAUCCAGAUGAGAAGGCAGCCUACUUCAGGAGCUUCCACAAGAUCACUGAGCUUCAUAACAUUAAGAACAUUACCCGGAUGCCGCGGGAGACCAAGAAGCAUGCUGUGGCGAUUAUCUUCUACGACGACACGUCCAAGACAUUUGCCUGUGAGUCAGAGCUGGAUGCAGAGGAAUGGUGUAAGCUGCUGUGCCUGGAGUGCCUGGGCAGCCGUCUCAACGACAUCAGCCUGGGAGAGCCGGACCUGUUAGCAGCAGGGGUGCAGCGGGAGCAGAACGAACGUUUCAAUGUGUACCUAAUGCCCACCCCGAACCUGGACAUCUAUGGCGAGUGCACCAUGCAGAUCACCCAUGAAAACAUCUACCUGUGGGACAUCCACAACGCCCGCGUCAAACUGGUCAUGUGGCCUCUCAGCUCCCUUCGCAGAUACGGACGAGACUCCACCUGGUUCACCUUUGAGUCUGGAAGGAUGUGUGACACAGGCGAGGGUUUGUUCACGUUCCAGACGCGGGAGGGGGAGAUGAUCUACCAGCGGGUCCACUCGGCCACGCUGUCCAUUGCCCAGCAGCAUGAGAGGAUGAUGGAGGAAAUGGAGAAGAGCUCCCAGAUCCACUCCAGAGAGAUGCUAACCAAGUCCAUCUCUCUGCCACGCAGUGCUUACUGGCAGCACAUCACGCGCCAGAACAGCGUGGGAGAUCUCUACAGUUACCAAGGAACCAGCCUGACGAUGACUCUCAUCCCUCGAGCGCAGACGUUCCACAGCUUCCUGUCUGAUGAGCAUGCCGACGAGGAGACCCAGCACCAGGAAGAGGCGCUAUCACCCUCUACUGGCUAUGAAUCCAGUUGCAGCCCAAGACCCCUUCAAUGACAAGCAAUGCCCUACCAAAAACUGGACACUUAACCCACUAUUUUAGAGAGGCUGUAGAAAUAUGUAAAGCGACAUGUGUACAAUACCAUUUCAGGUCAAUAUGUAACAAUAGUGUCAACUGUAGGGCAAGUGGUACAUAUAAUCUCAUGAAAGGAUGAUAUACUUUUUUGUACCUGUUGUGUGACAACAGCGGUAGCCUAAAAGAUUGCACCAAAAAUCCUUUAGUGUAGUUUCCAGCAGGAACAUGUUUUAUGUUAUCAUCAUGCUCUGAAAGUCAGCAUAGCCCUGUUUUUAUUAUUAUUAUUAUUAUUAUUAUUAUUUUUAUUUUGAAUCACUGCACUAAACCUUACAAAAAGUUAAAGGUGAAAAGGUCCACAGUGAAACAACAUUAAAGUGUCCCAAAACUGACAAUAUCACAUCAGGCUCAUUCCAACAAUGGCGAGUCUCAGCAUAACACUAUUUUUUGACACAUAAUGCCUCCCACACUUACAUUGCGCUCUCUCGCAAGAAUGUGAAAUUGAUGAAAGCCUUACACAAAAACAAUAGAGUUUGAUGGCAACAGUGAAUCAGCAAAACACAUUAAUCACUAUAACCAGCAGAGGAAACGGCAUUCAGAAAUGUUCGUCAAGGAUAUAGCAAUAGGCUUGUCAAAUGAAAAAUGAUGGAAUGCAACCUUCUCACACCCUCCUCUUCAAACUACCACUGGCCUUACAUUACUCGGGCAGAGCGGACUGAUAUAAUAGGUUUGUUGUUGCUCUCCAGCCUCACAUACAGUAUCCAACAGGCUGUUCAUUAAAGGAGAGGAGUGAGAUGUUUGUGAACUGAGUGAGGCUUGAUGGGACUGCUGAUGCUCCCUGGCUCUGCAAAGGGAGUAAAAAGUUCAUUUUUACCCAUCUGGAUUAUUACAUUCGUUCAAGAUUCAUAUCCUGAAAAUAUUAGUACGAGUAUAUUGCAGUUAGACAGAUAAUUUUAUGCUCAGUAAAAUACACAGAAACAGGCAAAUUGAUUCAUCAAGUAUCAACACUAAACAUAUGUCGGAGGUCCAUCACAUGUUGAUUUCUGACCCAAUCAGCUUGCCUUUCGUCCCCUUCUGUUGUUUUCUGAAAUAGCCGGAUACCUUACGAGACCUCACUUCACAUCCACUAGCUACAGUAUGAACUAGAAGGCCAAGCCUAGGAGAGGAUGUUGUCUCCAAAAUAGCAGCGUGACAAUAACGUCUCCUCUCCAGCACGGUCCUCCUAGAGUAAGAAGUGCCUUCUGACACGGACCGCAGAGUGUGAGCCCUAACCAAAGCAUCGUCUUUGGGCCCUGAGUUUACCAUUGUGAACACAAGAUUCAUCUGUACCUUCAAAAAAAUCCUUCAGUUGAUCUUAAGACGUAGACCCGGGUCUUGUAGUACCUGGAAUUCUUUGCAACGCUCACCAUUGACUUUUAAGAAGCGUGGAGGAUGACCUGUAGACGUUUUGUUUCCUGUCGGCGUUUGUUGUUAGGCGCUUUCAGGGCUUGCUGAAAUCUUUCCAGACGUUUCUGGUGAAGGUAGUCUCGCUCUUCCUGAGGUCACUCCUUGACAUCUGCCUUUCGCGUGCGAAAGAAAGGCAUGAACCUUUCAAGUCCAGAAACUGCAGCAACACUGAAGUCAAAAAGGACUCUAAAGACAAUCAGUGUGAGGUAGCAAACAGUUAACCAGUCCUUCAGUGUCGUACUCGGUCACUUCCUUUAAAAUGUUAAUUUUUUGUUGUUGUUGUUGUUUAUGUUUUGUCUUGGGUUGAAGUUUGGAAAUAGAUACUAGAUUCUUGUAAAACUGGAGAUAAGUAAAACCACUCAUGCUUUGUGUUAAAGAUAAGUUUUGCUGUUUGUCACUUGUUUAGUUUACACAUUUAUAUUUGAGUGAAAUGAACCUUAAGUUUGAUUUACUCAACAAAGAAAGUGUCCUUCCACAAAAGGUUGCCAGUCUGGAUUAGAUACCACAUCUUAUCUGUGACAGCAGAAUGAAAGUUGUCAUUUCUGACCAUAUUUCUGCCCUAUUUGUCUCGAGUCUUAACACAUAGCUUACAUGUGGUUUAGAAAUGUAAAAUAGUUUGAUUACACCUGGAGCAUUAGUGCUGUACUACUGAGAUGACUGCAGGACGUCCUAGCUGACAGUGUUUGUCAUUUGUGUUCUCUCGCUUUGUGUUCAGGUCAUGGUUGUUUAAAUAUGACGUAGGUAUGCACUUACUAUCACUCAGCGUUUCUGGUCUUGUUACGAUACGGUUGUGUUUCUGUGUCUGCCACGUUUUUGUGUUCUGUUUCUGUCAUGAUGUUAAUGUUAAUAGCACUUUCAACACGUUGAGUGUAGGAUUACAGUUUUCACUAACUAAAUGUACAUAUGUAAUGUUUUUGAUGAGAAAAGAUAAUAAAUUGAAUGUUCUAUCACAGCA
This is a messenger RNA of Myripristis murdjan (pinecone soldierfish), 3584 nucleotides long. It is a transcript of the gene dok6, whose product is annotated as docking protein 6. Gene Ontology annotation, biological process: cell surface receptor protein tyrosine kinase signaling pathway. The record is from RefSeq and is a predicted model, not a curated record. Bases 169 to 1167 code for a protein of 332 amino acids. Gene Ontology annotation, cellular component: cytoplasm. The transcript has 8 exons. NCBI's taxonomy places the organism in Eukaryota, Metazoa, Chordata, Actinopteri, Holocentriformes, Holocentridae.